AUGAAUGCAAGUAUCGGUCACCAUAGUGGCGACAUUUUCUUGCAGGAAGAAGACUGUGAAAAUGCGUCGAUAUUGUUUGAUAACUUGACAGACGAUGGUCAUACUAUUCGCAUUGUGAACGAUUUGACGCAGUAUUUGUGGGCACGGAUAAUGCUAGUCGUUAUGUUCACAACUGUUGUGUUUAUUGGAAGUAUUGGUAACUCUGUUGUCCUGGUAACCAGUUGUCGAAAUCGUCGACCAAAUUCUGUAUACAGUGUUUUUAUCGUGAACUUAGCUGUAUGUGACAUGUACAGACUUCUUUGUGAUGGACCUGUGAUAAAACUACUUAUUAUUAACCUAGCCAUUGAUGGUAAUAUGGGCGAGGCGGCGGAAACACUGUGCAGUAUAACUACAUACGCGACUAUUACGUGCGGGGUGUGUUCUAUAUGGACAAUGUUUGUAAUCAGUAUCGAACGCUAUAUUGCUGUAUGCCACCCAUUUAAGUACUCGCGACUGUGGACAAAGAAACGCGCCAGGUCCAUCGUGUUAUUCAAUUGGGUGUUAUGUCUCGUCUCCUUGUUACCGAUCGUUUUGGCGAUGGUAAACACAGUCAAUGUUGUCACUGUCGCAUACGAUAAAACAUCGGCCCAAGACGGCGAUAUGCGACAAAUUUGUGUAUUUGUUGUAACUGCUGACUCCGUAAUUAGCAAUAUAUAUUAUAUAUAUUUAUUUUUAUUUUUGUUCGGACUUCCUCUCAUUUUGAUGACCGUUGCUUAUGUUCGUGUAUUUCGCGAAUUGCAUCGAAGUAUGGACAAUUUCUCGCAUUCUUCGGCUGCUCAGAGAGAAACUGAUAGGCGACACAAGAUUGCCAAAAUGAUGAUAUGCAUUUUAGUGGUGUUUGCCGUUUGCUGGUUACCUUAUAUGUGUCUGUGUGCAUAUGCUGCAUUUGGUGGCAAUAUGCAAGUGGACAAUAUCAUUUUCAUUUAUUUGUUUUUUUCCUGGUUCAUUUUCCUAUGCAGCGCCAUCAAUCCUUAUAUCUACAGUCGGUAUUCUCGUGAUUUCCGCCAAACUUUGUGUAAAGUUAUGUGCUGCUGUAGAACGGAACGACAGGUCAAUGCCUGCUGCGCAUGCGUAUUUGGUUGCAACCAAGGUAACGAGGUCGAAAUGGAUGCAUCCGAUAUUAACAAGUCCGGAAGAAAAACACGUGCAACCGAGACGAUGACAUCAAGUACGUUAGACUAUGAGAGCUCUGCGACUGCGCAGGACGACAGCGAUCAGUCGAAUGAAAAUAUCAGUGUCUUUACACCGAUGAUUACUCCAAAUGUAGAUCAGAGGGAUAACAAUAUUGCAGAGACAGGAACGAGUAUAUAG
Molecule: messenger RNA, 1350 nt
Organism: Saccoglossus kowalevskii
Lineage: Eukaryota; Metazoa; Hemichordata; Enteropneusta; Harrimaniidae
Product: histamine H2 receptor-like
Biological process (GO): G protein-coupled receptor signaling pathway
Cellular component (GO): plasma membrane
Molecular function (GO): G protein-coupled receptor activity
Source: RefSeq, a predicted model, not a curated record